UUUGGGCUUUUAUGGGCCUUCAUUGUUUGGGCUUUAACUUAGUUAUCUCUCCCACUUACGCUUCUAAAAAAGCUCUGAUAAUUACGCUGAGAUGGCGUUUGUUAAUUGGCUAAUACAUAAAAAAAUGCGUGGCGAGAAAAAAUAUCCCCUCCUAUAAAAAUUGUUAUUAAGAGUCUGGUCAACUCCGAAAGUCUUCAAAUCUCUCCGUCACGAAUCGUUCUCUCGUCGUCAUCAGAAUUUGUAAGCCGAAUCAGAUAGUAAGAAAAGAAGAAAGAAUGGUGGGUAGUGGAGCUCCACAGAGAGGAAGUGCAGCAGCAACUGCAAGCAUGCGUAGGAGGAAGCCGGCCAGUGGUGCUGGUGGAGGAGGAGCCUCUGGUGGUGCAGCUGGAUCCAUGCUUCAGUUCUACACCGAUGACGCACCUGGUCUCAAGAUCUCCCCUAAUGUUGUCCUUAUCAUGAGCAUUGGUUUCAUUGCUUUCGUCGCGGUGCUUCAUGUCAUGGGCAAGCUCUACUUUGUCAAGUGAUGAGAAAGAUAAUAGUUGAAGACAUCGCCACCCUAAGUGACUGCUAGUGAUCAAAAUAUUAGACAGUGGGUUCAGUUAAUGUUUUAAUUUUGUGGUUUAUUACCUGAGUAUAAACGAUCUUCACAAUUCCAGUUUCUUGACAUUCAAAAAUUUAAUAUCCUUCGCACAAAUUAUAGGCAUGAGCGUUUUAUA
Messenger RNA from Arabidopsis lyrata subsp. lyrata, 716 nucleotides. RefSeq names its product protein transport protein Sec61 subunit beta. Lineage: Eukaryota; Viridiplantae; Streptophyta; Magnoliopsida; Brassicales; Brassicaceae. The record is from RefSeq and is a predicted model, not a curated record. The transcript is spliced from 2 exons. Gene Ontology annotation, biological process: intracellular protein transport. The coding region runs from base 276 to 524 and encodes 82 amino acids. Gene Ontology annotation, cellular component: endoplasmic reticulum membrane; Sec61 translocon complex.